Messenger RNA from Apis laboriosa (Himalayan honeybee), 7551 nucleotides. It is a transcript of the gene Mi-2, whose product is annotated as chromodomain-helicase-DNA-binding protein Mi-2 homolog. Gene Ontology annotation, biological process: chromatin remodeling; negative regulation of transcription by RNA polymerase II. The transcript is spliced from 24 exons. Lineage: Eukaryota; Metazoa; Arthropoda; Insecta; Hymenoptera; Apidae. The record is from RefSeq and is a predicted model, not a curated record. Gene Ontology annotation, molecular function: histone binding; ATP-dependent chromatin remodeler activity; chromatin binding. Bases 175 to 6081 code for a protein of 1968 amino acids. Gene Ontology annotation, cellular component: nucleus; chromatin.
UGCACGUACAAGACGAAGUGACGGCACGCCGAAACUAAAACGCGGAGAGCGUUGAGGUACAAACAUUUAAUGUCGCAUUUCCGUACUGUUUUUCUACAGUGAACAUCUUGAUUAGUGAGUGAUUAAAUUCAGCUCAGUGUUUUUCGAGUGUAUAGUUUGUUGCGAUACUAGAGAAUGGCAUCCGAUGAAGAGGUAGAUGAAAGCUACGCGGGAGAAGAUGAUUUAGAUGAAACUGGAGGUCAAGUUUCAAAUGUUAAUCAACAAGUGGAUGGUUCAUCUGAUGCAGAGGAAUCUCAAAGACUAGAAGAAGAUGAUGAUUAUGAACCAGAGGAAAGAAAAAAAAAGAAAGGGAAAAAACGAAAAGCACGUAGUGAAGAUAAGAAGGGCAAGAAAAAAAAGAAAAAGAAAAAAUCUGAUUCUGGAGAUGAAAGUGAUUUUGGAGGUGGUGAAACUGGUGAUAUAGCUGGAGAUGAUAGUGACUAUGCAGGAAAUAGAAAAAGUAGAAAGUCUUCUUCCAGGAAAUCAUCUAGUCAUAAUGCAUCAGCUCCACCUAGCCAAGAACCUACAACUGGAAUGCCUACAAUUGAAGAAGUCUGUAACACAUUUGGAUUGACAGAUGUACAAAUUGAAUAUACUGAUGCAGACUUCCAGAAUUUAACUACCUAUAAAUUAUUUCAACAACAUGUUAGACCACUUCUAGCAAAGGAGAAUCCAAAAGUUCCAAUGUCAAAGCUUAUGAUGUUAGUAGCUGCUAAAUGGCGUGAUUUUUCUGAAUUAAAUCCUCAUACGCAACCAGAUACAGAUGUGUCAUCAGCAAAUGUGGAUGAAGAUAGUAGAAAUGCAAGAGCAAAUCGUAGUGGUACAGUCCAGGAAGGUGAAGAUGAAGAAGAAGAUGAUGAAGAUAGCGAUAGAAAACGAAAAUCACGAGGAUCUAGAGCAAAAAAAGGAAAAAAAGCUUCUAAAGUACCAACACUUAAAAUCAAACUUGGAAAACGUAAACGGGGAAGUUCGGAUGAAGAAGCAGAAGGUAGUGGUGUUGGUACUGACAGAGAUUCAGACAUGGAAUUUGAGCAGAUGUUAGCAGAUGCAGAGGAACCUGUUGGUGCAGAUGGGACAAAUAAAGGAAAUACAGAAGAAAGCGGAAUUGAACCACCGGCAGAACCACCUGUUCGCAGGAAGGCAAAAACCAAAAUCGGAAAUAAAACUAAAAAGAAGAAGAAAACAAAAACUACAUCAAAGUUUCCAGAUGGAGAAGAAGGUCUUCAGACUGAUCAUCAAGAUUAUUGCGAAGUAUGUCAACAAGGUGGAGAAAUUAUUCUUUGUGACACAUGUCCUAGAGCUUAUCACUUGGUAUGUUUAGAACCUGAAUUAGAAGAAACCCCUGAAGGAAAAUGGAGUUGUCCUCACUGUGAAGGAGAAGGUAUUGCAGGUGCAGCAGAAGAUGAUGAUGAGCAUAUGGAAUUUUGUAGAAUAUGUAAAGAUGGUGGUGAAUUACUAUGUUGUGAUAGCUGUACUAGUGCUUAUCAUACACAUUGUUUGAAUCCACCACUUUCAGAAAUUCCUGAUGGUGAUUGGAAGUGUCCUAGAUGUUCUUGUCCACCUAUACGUGGAAAAGUUGCAAAGAUCUUAACAUGGAGAUGGAAGGAUUGCCCAGAAACACCUUCUGAAGAACCUUCAACGAGUAAAGCUACUCCCAAACAACGUAGAAUGCGCGAAUUCUUUGUGAAAUGGGCAGAUAUGUCCUAUUGGCAUUGUGAUUGGAUUACAGAAUUACAGCUUGAUGUUUUCCAUCCUCUUAUGUUUAGAAAUUAUUCACGAAAAUAUGAUAUGGACGAACCACCAAAAUUGGAAGAACCAUUGGAUGAAAGCGAUUCUCGUGUAAAACGAUUGAAAGAACAGGACGGUGCUACUAAUAGAGAUGAAUAUAAUUUAGAAGAACGAUUUUAUCGUUAUGGAGUUCGUCCAGAAUGGCUUGUAGUACAUAGAGUAAUCAAUCAUAGACUUUCAAGAGAUGGUAGAGCAACAUAUCUUGUUAAAUGGAGAGAAUUAGGAUAUGAUCAGGCAACGUGGGAAGACGAGCAUGAAGAUAUUCCUGGAUUAAAACAGGCUAUUGAAUAUUAUUUGGAUCUCAGAGCAGCAAAUUGUUGUGAUGGUAGUUCUUCACGCAAGGGCAAGAAGGGUGAGAAGAGUAAAGGCAAGAAAUCGAAGACUCGUGAACUUAUUGAUGACGAAGAAAGAACGCCCAAAAGAUACACUCCUCCACCUGAUAAACCUACUACAGAUCUCAAGAAAAAAUAUGAACGACAGCCAGAAUAUUUAGAUCAGACUGGAAUGCAAUUACAUCCUUAUCAGCUAGAAGGUUUAAAUUGGUUAAGAUAUUCAUGGGGCCAAGGCAUAGACACUAUUUUAGCAGACGAAAUGGGUCUGGGAAAAACUAUUCAAACUAUUACAUUUCUCUAUUCUUUGUACAAAGAAGGACAUUGUAAAGGACCAUUUCUGGUAUCUGUUCCCCUAUCAACUAUCAUUAAUUGGGAACGUGAAUUUGAAACUUGGGCACCUGAUUUUUAUUGUGUUACUUAUGUUGGUGACAAAGAUAGUCGUAUUGUAAUUCGAGAGAAUGAAUUGUCAUUUGAAGAGGGUGCUGUUCGUGGAGGUCGAGCAUCAAAGAUUCGAUCGAAUCAAAUUAAAUUUAAUGUACUCCUUACAAGUUAUGAACUGAUUUCAAUUGAUUCUGCAUGUUUAGGAUCAAUAGAUUGGGCCGUGUUAGUAGUAGACGAAGCGCAUAGGCUCAAAUCUAACCAAUCAAAGUUUUUUAGAUUAUUAGCAUCUUACAAUAUUGCAUAUAAAUUAUUAUUAACUGGAACUCCUUUACAAAACAAUCUGGAAGAAUUGUUUCAUCUAUUGAAUUUUCUAUGUCGUGAUAAAUUUAAUGAUUUAGCUGCGUUUCAAAAUGAAUUCGCUGAUAUUUCGAAAGAAGAACAAGUAAAGAAAUUACAUGAAUUACUUGGGCCACAUAUGUUAAGAAGAUUAAAGGCUGAUGUGCUAAAGAAUAUGCCAAGUAAAUCGGAAUUCAUUGUCCGCGUCGAAUUAUCUCCUAUGCAAAAGAAAUAUUAUAAAUAUAUAUUAACAAGAAAUUUCGAAGCAUUAAAUCCUAAAGGAGGAGGUCAACAAGUAUCGUUAUUGAAUAUUAUGAUGGAUUUAAAAAAAUGUUGCAAUCAUCCUUACUUAUUCCCAGCUGCGUCUCAAGAAGCACCAACCGCACCAAAUGGAAGUUACGAAACAUCUGCAUUAAUUAAAGCAGCAGGAAAACUCGUUCUAUUGAGUAAAAUGUUAAAGAAAUUAAGAGAUGACGGACAUAGGGUAUUAAUCUUUUCUCAAAUGACAAAAAUGUUGGAUAUUCUCGAAGAUUAUUUAGAAGGAGAAGGUUAUAAAUAUGAAAGAAUAGAUGGUAAUAUUACUGGCGCUCAACGACAAGAAGCUAUCGAUAGAUUUAAUGCACCUGGUGCACAACAAUUUGUGUUUCUUCUUUCUACUCGUGCCGGUGGUUUGGGUAUAAACUUGGCUACCGCUGACACUGUAAUUAUUUAUGAUUCUGAUUGGAAUCCUCAUAAUGAUAUUCAAGCAUUCAGUAGAGCUCAUAGAAUUGGCCAAGCUAACAAAGUCAUGAUCUAUAGAUUCGUAACUCGUAAUUCUGUCGAGGAACGAGUUACACAAGUGGCAAAACGUAAAAUGAUGUUAACGCAUUUAGUCGUAAGACCUGGCAUGGGCGGAAAAGGUGCAAAUUUCAGUAAACAAGAACUUGAUGACAUUUUACGAUUUGGUACUGAGGAAUUGUUUAAAGAGGAAGAAGGUAAAGAAGAUGAAGCUAUUCAUUAUGAUGAUAAAGCUGUGGCUGAAUUAUUAGAUAGAAGCAAGGAAGGUAUUGAGCAAAAAGAAAACUGGGCUAAUGAAUAUUUAAGUUCAUUCAAAGUAGCAUCAUAUGUAACAAAAGAAGGCGAAACAGAAGAAGAAGCUGAUACUGAAAUUAUUAAACAGGAAGCUGAGAAUACUGAUCCAGCAUACUGGAUCAAAUUAUUAAGACAUCAUUACGAACAACAACAGGAAGAUAUAGCCAGAACACUUGGAAAAGGUAAACGAAUACGUAAACAAGUAAACUAUAAUGAUGGAGGAGUAACUGGAGAUCAAAGUACAAGAGACGAUCAACCUUGGCAGGAAAAUCUCUCUGAUUAUAAUAGCGAUUUCAGUGCUCCUAGUGAUGAUGAUAAAGAAGAUGACGAUUUUGAUGAAAAGGGUGAUGGAGAUUUAUUAUCUCGAAGAAGUAGAAGAAGAUUAGAAAGGAGAGACGAAAAAGAUCGACCUCUACCUCCAUUACUUGCUAGAGUUAAUGGAAAUAUUGAAGUAUUGGGCUUCAAUGCUAGGCAGAGAAAAGCAUUUCUAAAUGCGAUUAUGCGUUACGGUAUGCCACCACAAGACGCAUUUAAUUCUCAGUGGUUGGUGCGAGAUUUAAGAGGCAAAUCGGAAAAAAAUUUCAAAGCAUAUGUUUCUCUUUUUAUGCGGCAUCUCUGUGAACCUGGUGCAGAUAAUGCCGAAACGUUUGCAGACGGUGUUCCAAGAGAAGGUCUCAGUAGACAGCAUGUUCUAACAAGAAUUGGUGUAAUGUCUUUGAUAAGGAAAAAGGUACAAGAAUUUGAACACAUUAAUGGGUAUUAUUCAAUGCCUGAAAUGAUACGAAAGCCAGUAGAACCUGUAAAAGUAGAUGGUAGUGGAGAUGGAGCAACUGGAACUAGUAGUACUAGUGCAACACCAGCUACUUCUAAUGCUGCUAGUCCAAGUCCUGCUGCGACUCCAACUCCAACAGCCAUAUCUGGAACUACAAUUACUGAUACUAAUAAAUCUAAUUCUGAUAGUUCUGAAGUAAAAGAAUGCAAAGAAGAACAAAAGGAUAAAGAAAUUACGGAAACGAAAGAUAUGAAAGAAGAAUCGAAGGAUUCUAAAGAAGAAGAAGAAAAUAAUACAGAGAAAGAUAAAGAUAAAGAUGAUGUGAAAAAAGAGGAAAAAGAUGCAGAAUCAGAAACAAUGGAUAAAGAAAAGGAUAAAUUGGAUAUUAAAGAAGAAAAGUCAUUAACAAAACAUGACGAAAAAGUUGAAAAUAUUGAAAAUAAAACAAAGCAAGAUUCUGAAGAAGAUGUAGUUAUCGUUAAAGAUGAUGAAGAAGAAACUGAAAAACGAGAGGAGAAAGAUAAUAAAGAAAAAGAUAUAAAAGAUUGUGAUUCAGAAACGAUAAAACCUAAACGUAAAUUCAUGUUCAACAUAGCUGAUGGAGGUUUCACAGAAUUACAUACAUUAUGGUUAAAUGAAGAAAAAGCUGCGGUUCCUGGUCGUGAAUAUGAAAUCUGGCAUCGAAGACACGACUAUUGGUUAUUAGCUGGUAUUGUUACACAUGGCUAUGGUCGUUGGCAAGACAUUCAAAACGAUAUCAGGUUCGCAAUAAUUAAUGAACCAUUUAAAAUGGAUGUGGGCAAGGGUAACUUCUUAGAAAUAAAGAAUAAAUUUUUAGCUAGACGCUUUAAAUUGUUAGAACAAGCAUUAGUAAUAGAGGAACAAUUAAGAAGAGCUGCGUAUCUGAACUUAACACAAGAUCCUAAUCAUCCUGCAAUGAGCUUAAAUGCAAGAUUUGCCGAAGUUGAGUGCCUUGCAGAAUCACAUCAACAUCUCAGUAAAGAAAGCCUUGCAGGAAAUAAACCAGCGAAUGCUGUCUUGCAUAAAGUACUAAAUCAAUUAGAAGAAUUAUUAUCUGAUAUGAAAUCUGACGUAAGCCGUUUACCAGCUACUUUAGCUCGUAUUCCACCUGUUGCGCAAAGACUUCAAAUGUCAGAGAGAUCUAUAUUGAGUCGAUUAGCAGCUACUGCACCAGGCGGAAAUAAUUCUCAAUCGGGUCAAGCAGCAUUGUUAGCGCAACAGUUUCCAGCAGGUUUUUCUGGUGGACAAUUACCAGCUACAUUUGCUGGUGCAGCUAAUUUCGGAAAUUUUAGACCACAAUACUCAGUACCAGGUCAACCACCACAAGGAUUCACAGCUUGAAUAGUAAAUGAUUGAUAAACAGUGGCUCAAUUGAAAAUUCAUAAUGGCGCAUGUUAACACUAUGUUUUAAAGAUUGUGUGCGCUGCAUUAUUUUUUCGUAAAUUACGAUUUUUAGCUGAAUUUUAUUAAAAGAGGCGUUAAGAUAAAGAAGUAACAAAACAGACAUAGAUAUGCAGACACAUAUGUAAUAUUACAUCUAAAUUACAUUAUUUCUGUAUUUAUUAUGUGUACAUUCGGCGUUUAGCAUCAAGAUUAUCAUGUUUUUGUAUUUAUACAUAUACGGUCCUUGUAGAAAGUGGCAUAAAUUAUUUUCUUAAGCUAAUUAAGAGUGAUUUAUAUUUCUUCAUCGACCGGCGUGUGUAUUAUAUUGUAACGAUAAGUACAUUUUACUUAAUGCAAACAAAAAUAACAACUUAUUUAAGAAACGAGUACAGAUUACAGAGAUUUGCGCAGUUUAAAUUUAAGAUGCGCUAAUUGAUUCAUGCGGUUUAUCGUUCAGUAUAAUUUAUUCGCAAUUUUUUUUUGCAAUAAUAUUUUACUGACGGAUGCCAAAAAGACUUAAUUAGUCAAAAGCGUGUCCUUCGAUAUGUGUAUUUGUGAAUUCAGGGAUUUUAGUUCAGAUUGCAUAUAUAUUAAAUAUCAUCAUUGAUAUACCAUAAACGAUGAACAAUGGCAAUCAUUUUAGUUAAGACUGACAUUCACAUUCAUAUUAUAUUCGGGAAAGUUCAUUUCGUAUAUAAUUUUACAUGCUAUUGUAAUGCAUGGAUUCCCAUUUUUCAGAUUCUUCAUAUAUGCGCACUUUAAUUGUCAAAUUUUCAGUUUAAAAUAAAUAUUGUGUAAGUACUACGUCGAAAAAAACAGAAGCACAAAGUCUGUUUGAUACUUAAAUAUUAUAAUGCACAUGGUGAUAUGAUUCUGAUACGUAAUUCGAAUCUUUAGAGAUCGAUUAUUUUAUUGAAAAAAGUCACCAAUGACUAAAAAAAUGACCUAGGGAGAAAUUUGAUAAUAUCGUGAUCAUUUAAUAAAUAUACUUUGUAUAUACUUGUCCAAUUACAUUUUGAUGCAUUAUAUAUUAUACGCAUACACAUAUAUUAUAGCACUCUCGUAACAAGUAAGGUCGAAAGGCACGUCUCACAUCCCAUGCAUUAUAUUAGAGAAAAGAGAAGAGGGACGAUUAUAAAUAUAAUUAUAAAACACAGAAACAUUAAAAAAUCUUAAGUAAAUAUAUUGUUCCAUUUUUUCUACCCCAGGUUCGAGACGUGUUAGAGCAUUUCAAUUUAACUAAUCGAUCUGCCAAAUCCUUAUGUUGGCAUAUAAGUUUCUAAGAAUAAUUUAGGAUAUAGUUAAAAAAUUUUGAAUGAGUGUGUAAAGAGUAAGGGAAUGAAUGAAUAAAAAAUGAAUUGACAAAUCAUUGAAAAUCGUUUGUUGUAUGUAUUACUUCUGCUGGAAUAAAUUAAUAAUUAGAAACAA